UGGUAUAUAAAAGUGUUUGGUUUGUAAACCUUGCUAUAUCUCCGGACAUUUAUCACCGAGUUGCAGCAAUGAAGCCUCUUCAAGUAGUAUUAGUUCUUUCCUUGUUAGUGGUCGUAUAUUCUGCUGGAUAUAGUUCUUAUGGUAGCAGCGGUUACGGUAGAAGCGGUUAUGGUAGCAGCGGUUAUGGUGGCGGCCAUGGAGGAUCAUAUGGUGGCGGCCAUGGGGGAUCAUAUGGCAGCGGAGGAUAUGGUGGAGGAUCAUAUGGUAGCAGAGGUUAUAGUGGAGGAUAUGGUGGUAGCCGAUCAAGCGGGGGAUUAAGUAGCCUGCUAUCCAGUUUAGGUAGAGGUCUUGGGGGUCGUAGUGGAGGAUCAUACGGAGGAGGAGGUUAUGGAAGCAGCUAUGGUGGAAAAGGAUAUGGAGGAGGUUAUGGGAGUGGAAGUCGAGGAGGAGGAUACGGCGGAGGAUAUGGUGGUGGGCGUAGUGGAUACGGUGGUGGAGGAUACGGCGGAGGGCAUAGCGGAUACGGCGGAGGUUAUGGUGGUGGAAGUGGACGUGGAGGAUAUGGUGGAGGAUAUGGCGGAAAAGGAUACUCUGGUUAUUGAAAAUGUAAAACACUGCCCCUUGAAUCUGAUCAAA
Molecule: messenger RNA, 636 nt
Organism: Mytilus californianus (California mussel)
Lineage: Eukaryota; Metazoa; Mollusca; Bivalvia; Mytilida; Mytilidae
Product: keratin, type I cytoskeletal 9-like
Exons: 2
Coding region: 69-602 (177 amino acids)
Source: RefSeq, a predicted model, not a curated record